UCUACUUGUUCACUUACUCCAAUAUGAGUCUGAAGACCGGGUUGGUGGUCCUCCUUCUCUGCAUGCCAGGGCUGCUCAGUGCUGAGUGGGGGGGGACCUAUACUGAGAAGGAGAUCUGUGCAUUUAAAGGAUCCACUGUAAAGCUUCAGUGCGACUUUAAGUUCCCGCCCACAGAAGGCGGGCGUGAGAUCAAGAUCAAAGAAACAUUUUGGUUCACCAAAGAUCCAAAGAAAGAUCUGAGACUGGACCCUCAGUACUUUGGUGGUGUGCAGUCUGAGUGUCAUGGCAACAUCUGCAGUCUGACCAUCGCAGACGUGAGACGGAGUGACGAGUACACGUUCAGAUUCACAACUGACCAUUCCAGAGGAGACUUCAUCGUCACGCCUGGUGUCAAAGUGACCGUCACUGAUCUGAAAGUACAAGUGCCCUCAAGUACCAGGAUUGAAGAUGGCAAAUAUUGCUAUGAUCUGAAGUGUGUCAACGACACCUGCAGUCCUAGGUCUCCUUCUUCAUACGUCUGGUAUAAGAAUGGAGAGGAAAUCCCAAAUGCAAAGUCCCAAGUGUACACAGUAGAAGGGUAUGACUAUGAAAACAGUUACUCCUGUGCUGUGAGAGGACACGAGCAAGCUGUGUCUCCUCCAGAGUGUGUGUUUUACAGGUCAUGUAAGAAGGUGGUUUACCACAAGAGACACAUCUGUGCCAUCCAAGGAUCAUCAGUGGACAUUACCUGUGGAUUCACGAGCUAUGGAAAUACCCUGACACAAUUCUGGUACCGUACAGAUUCUAGUCACUGGAGGAACCCCUCCAUGACUGAAGAUCUGCGGUCAGACCCUCAGUAUGAAGGUCGUCUUGAGUUACCUUCAGAGACUACUAAAAAAAGCACACUGAGAAUAAAAGAUGUGAGGCAGAGUGAUUCUGCCGAGUACCGCUUCAAAUUCACCAUUGAUGGUUUUGAAUGGAGGAGUAUUUUACCUGGAAGCACCUUGACAGUCGCAGCUGUGCAGGUGCAGGUGAUGUCAGUCAGAGUUGAAGAUUCUCACCUUGUUGCACAAAUGUUGUGUCACACAAGCUGCCUUCCAGAAACUCCUUUGUUCUUUGAGUGGCAGAAGAAUGGAGAGGAUAUAAAGUCUGGAACCAAAGUAGAACUCACCUUGUCACCUGGAGACUACAUCACCUGUGCUGCACGACAACAACAACAACAUAUCAGCAUCUCUCCUCCCCUGUGUGAGUGCUUCUUUCUUCUGGAAAAACACAAAUAUUUCUUGUUUCUAUUCCAACUCCAAAGUCCUAAACAACACAAACAAAUUGCAAUGACCUCCCAGCUGAUGAACACGUUUAGCCAGCUGGCAGAAGCAGCAACCAGUCAACACAUUUGUUUUUAUUCCUGCUUACGUCGCACUUGUUGCUAGGUAGACUUCAUAGGGCGCUGUGACGGACAGGGAGAGUCGGCAGGAAAACAACACUUUA
This is a messenger RNA of Nerophis ophidion (straightnose pipefish), 1467 nucleotides long. RefSeq lists its product as uncharacterized. Bases 24 to 1409 code for a protein of 461 amino acids. The transcript is spliced from 5 exons. NCBI's taxonomy places the organism in Eukaryota, Metazoa, Chordata, Actinopteri, Syngnathiformes, Syngnathidae. The record is from RefSeq and is a predicted model, not a curated record.